CAUCUCUGCGCCUUGCCGCUCCAAAUCCAGUUCCAGGACGACCGUGCAACGCAUGCCUCCCCUCAUUCUCUUCUCCUCCUCUGGCAACUGCGCAAGGGCUGGGUUUUGCGGCGGCGGCGGCCACAAGGCAACGAGCUGAGGUGGGGCGUCGUGAAUCCUCCGGGCGGCCCCUUCAACUCUUCCUCUCGCCCAGCCGUCCAGGGCUCAGCGCCGCCGAGGCUCCGCCGCUGCCGACGUCGACAGCCCCACCGGCUCCCCCAGCCUACUCCCCGCUUCGCCGCCACGCCAUCUUCCUCCCCUUCUGCUGCCGGUGCUGCGUGGGCUCGGCACCUUCUCCGGCAGGGACUAGGCUAGAGCCCAGCAUAGCUCCUUCGGCCGCCGGAGGAGCUCCUCUGCAACCUCCUAACUCCGGCCGCUGCACAAGGUGAACUCGAUGCUCCGCAGCUUCCCUCAGGCCCGUAGGCUCCUCAGGAGGAUGGGGUUCGAGAAGGGGGACGCCUACUUCUUUAAGCAGAUGGGUAAGGGCAUGCUCUGCACAUACGCACUUUUCGGCGCCGCGUGGUUCUGGAAUGAGACGUCGCCGCUUGGCUGGUGGACGCUCAAGCCACGUCCCAAGGAAGAAAAAGAAAUGGCACAUCUCUAUGAGCGCAGGGAGUUCCCCUAUCCUGGUGAUGAAGAGGCAGUUGAGGAGUUCAUAAAAAGUGGAGGUGCUCUAGGUACCACGAUUGGACCCAAAGGUUUUGCUGAUGCAAACAUGGACUCUGAUAACAUGCAAAAGCAAUUGCAGUCAAAAAAGUUUGACCAGGAAGCACAAAAGCUCUGGUUUCGGAUGAGGAAUGAGGUUGUACAGGAACUCCAAGAGAAAGGAUUUGAUGUUGAAUGAAGUUUUUACUCCAACAGAAGGGGAAAGGGUGCCAUGCUGAUGUCAUCUUUAGACACUUUCAGGUUGCUAGUUGACACAGCAGUUUAUAACUUAGAAAAUGCAGUCAUCGAGAGAGAACAGAAAACCUAGAAUAAAUGCAGUUUAUGCAGAAUCUACAUGGUUUCCUCUUUCCUGUCAAUACCAAUCUUGUUGGCUUGUUAUAUUUCUUCUGCUAUUGAGUUUUGAUCAUUAAGACACCCGAUGAACCAGUUGUUAAGACCUUGUUUUCUGUUGUUUAUAAAUUUAACAUUGUUUGAUA
This is a messenger RNA of Brachypodium distachyon (stiff brome), 1181 nucleotides long. RefSeq lists its product as uncharacterized. The coding region runs from base 434 to 883 and encodes 149 amino acids. Lineage: Eukaryota; Viridiplantae; Streptophyta; Magnoliopsida; Poales; Poaceae. The transcript has 5 exons. The record is from RefSeq and is a predicted model, not a curated record.